Messenger RNA from Lucilia cuprina (Australian sheep blowfly), 3822 nucleotides. It is a transcript of the gene garnet, whose product is annotated as AP-3 complex subunit delta. The transcript is spliced from 15 exons. Gene Ontology annotation, cellular component: membrane coat; terminal bouton; endosome membrane. Gene Ontology annotation, biological process: synaptic vesicle budding from endosome; synaptic vesicle membrane organization; neurotransmitter receptor transport, postsynaptic endosome to lysosome. NCBI's taxonomy places the organism in Eukaryota, Metazoa, Arthropoda, Insecta, Diptera, Calliphoridae. The record is from RefSeq and is a predicted model, not a curated record. The coding region runs from base 469 to 3576 and encodes 1035 amino acids.
AAGAGAAAUUCUUUUGCAGUUCGCAUAAAAAAUACUUAAUAUAACAUAUUUUCCUUUAAAAAAAUGUUAAAAAUAUUACAAAUGCUAACGUUAACUAAUUAAAAACAAAAUAAUCUUGAAUUUUUAACGCUAGAAACAAACAAAAUCCUAUAAUCUAACAAAUUCUAUGCAAAGUCAAAGAAGUGAAGGUGCAUUGAGUGCAGAAAAGAAGAAAAAAAAAUCAAUUCAUGAACCCAAAGACUUGUCGACAUCAUCAAAGCUGGUUUUGUGUUUUAAUGCUUUUAGAUUAUUUCUUCUUCGUGUAUUGUUAAAAUUUCAAUGAAAACCUAAGAAAAGAGAAACAAAGAAAAAAAGUAUAUAAAUAUUUAAACAAGUGGAAAGCCGCUUUCAAAAAUAAAUUAAAAUUAAUAUCCAGAUACUAAUUAAUCUCGUGUAUAAACGCCAGAAAAUUUCGGUAAAGCAAGUAAAAUGGCUCUUAGAAAAGUUAAAGGGAAUUUUGAGCGUAUGUUUGAUAAAAAUCUAACAGAUUUAGUACGUGGUAUACGCAAUAAUAAGGAUAAUGAGGCAAAAUAUAUUUCACAAUGUAUUGAAGAAAUAAAACAGGAACUACGCCAGGAUAAUAUAAAUGUUAAGUGCAAUGCUGUGGCCAAAUUAACAUACAUUCAAAUGUUGGGCUAUGAUAUUUCAUGGGCUGGCUUUAAUAUUAUUGAAGUAAUGAGUUCAUCACGUUUUACUUGUAAACGUAUAGGAUAUUUGGCUGCCAGUCAAUGUUUUCACCCUGAUAGUGAGCUUUUGAUGUUAACUACGAAUAUGAUACGCAAAGAUUUAAACUCACAAAAUCAAUAUGAUGCUGGAGUGGCCUUAAGUGGUCUUAGUUGCUUUAUAUCUCCCGAUUUAUCAAGAGAUUUAGCUAAUGACAUAAUGACUUUGAUGAGUUCCACCAAACCAUAUUUACGCAUGAAAGCCGUCCUUAUGAUGUAUAAAGUAUUUCUACGUUAUCCUGAAGCUUUGAAACCUGCAUUUCCUAAACUCAAAGAGAAACUAGAAGACCCUGACCCAGGUGUACAAUCAGCUGCCGUUAAUGUUGUUUGUGAAUUAGCACGUAAGAAUCCUAAAAAUUAUCUUCCUUUAGCUCCUGUAUUUUUUAAGCUAAUGACAACAUCAACCAAUAAUUGGAUGCUUAUUAAAAUUAUUAAAUUGUUUGCCAGCCUUACUACAAUUGAACCAGCGUUGGGACGUAAAUUAACUCAACCCUUGAUUGAAAUUAUUUCCAGCACUUCUGCUAUGAGUUUAUUGUAUGAAUGUAUAAAUACUGUCAUUGCUGUUUUAAUCAGCAUUAGCAGUGGUAUGCCAAACCAUAGUGCCUCUAUACAACUUUGUGUACAAAAGUUGCGUAUAUUAAUAGAAGACUCUGAUCAGAAUUUGAAAUAUUUGGGUCUUUUGGCCAUGUCUAAGAUUUUAAAAACUCAUCCUAAAAGUGUUCAAGCUCAUAAAGAUCUCAUUUUGGCCUGUUUGGAUGAUAAAGAUGAAUCAAUACGUUUAAGAGCCUUAGAUCUGCUAUAUGGCAUGGUUUCGAAGAAAAAUCUUAUGGAAAUUGUUAAAAGACUUUUGGGUCACAUGGAAAGAGCCGAGGGUUCAGCCUAUCGUGAUGAAUUGCUGUUUAAGGUAAUUGAGAUCUGUUCACAAAGUUCAUAUUUGUAUGUUACCAACUUUGAGUGGUAUUUAACGGUAUUAGUGGAAUUGAUACAAUUGGAAGCUGGUUCCAAACAUGGUCGCUUAAUUGCUGAGCAAUUACUGGAUGUUGCCAUAAGAGUGCCUGUAGUACGUCAAUUUGCUGUCAAUGAAAUGACUAAUCUUUUAGACACCUUUACCGUUUCCUCCCAAAGUAAUUCUAUGUAUGAGGUUUUAUAUGCUGCUGCCUGGAUAGUGGGAGAAUUUUCAAAUGAACUAGAGGAUGCUGAAAGAACUCUUAAUAUCUUAUUAAGGCCACGUCAAAUACCCGGUCAUAUACAAGGAGUUUUUGUGCAAAAUGUGGUUAAAUUAUUUACCCGCUUAGCCACUACUUGUCUAGAGAAUGAAGAUCCCAAUGGUUUAAUAAGACUGUCUGAUCAUGUUUUGGAAAAAUUACAAGAUUUUAAUAGUUCUAUUGAUAUUGAAGUGCAAGAACGUGCCAAUUCCGCCUGCAUACUUAUUGAAAUGUUAAGAGCUCAAUUUAAUGAUAAUGCUACUGCUGCUGCUGCUUGUAAUCAUAAUAUAGAUUUUAUAGGCGCUGAUAGCAAUGAAACCGCCGCCCAACUCCAGCCCACAGCAAUACCCACAUUGGCAAUUGAGAUUAUACAAGAAAUGGCUUUACUAUUUGCCGGUGAACUUAUACCGGUAGCACCAAAAGCCCAACGUAAAGUUCCUCUACCCGAUGGUCUCGAUUUGGAUGAAUGGAUAAAUCCACCGCCCGAAGAUGAAUCCUCCUCAUCGUCAAAUGAUGAAAAGGAAGAACUUUUUGUUAGUUCUUCGGCGCAACAUGAUGAGGCUGAGGCGGCCAGACGAAGAGCCAGCGAAGAGUUAACACCCGAACAGAUUGAACGUCAACGUAUGCAGCGGUUAAUAGAACAAUCGAAUAAUCCUCACUAUCUGAAAUCUUCACCCUCAACGCCGGACGUUGCCUCAAAAGGAAGAUCUUUGAGCAGUAAUAAUUCACAAAAUGCCGAAUACGAUAAUAUAGAUGAAAUACCUAUAGCAGAGCUGUCGUUAGAUGUUCCUUUGAAAAUUGGAGCCACAAAACGUUCUGAUCAAUAUCUUUUGCAAGAGAAAGCCAAUGCCAAGGACAAGAAGAAACACAAGAAAUCGAAAAAGAGCAAAAAAUCAAAAUCAAAAAGCACUUAUAACUCAACAUCCGAAUCGGAAGAUGAACCUAAACCUUUACACAUUGUUAACACCACACUGGAUAUGCCAGAGGGUGUAUCACUCUCUGAUAAUGAUGACAAAGAUGGUAAAUUUGAUCCCGAUGAUCCACACAGAGCUUUAGAUAUAGAAUUGGAUAUACCCGAUUUAGAAGAACCCAAACAACAAAGAUCCUCUAAGAAAUACUCCAAUGACUACGAGAAGACUGACAAAGAACACAAAUCAAAAAUGUCGUCUUCAUCAACACAUCAACAUAAAAAAGAAAAGAAAAAAGAUAAAGACAAGGAAAAGGAUAAACUUAAAGACAAACAUAAAUCUUCUUCUCAUUCCCAUAAGAAAUCGACAAAAACUUCAACGAGCAACAUAGGCGGAGUAAAUAGUGCCAAUUUAUUAGGUACUUCCAUCGAAGAAAUACAAACUUCUUACUCCAACGAAUUGGAAAAGCGUGACAAACAAAAGUCUCAUCAUAAAUCUUCAAAGGAAUUGAAAAAUUUACAAAACGAAUUAGAUGCUGAUUCGACGACGUUGACUACCUCUAAGAAGAAAAAGGACAAAAAAGAAAAACAUCAUCACAAGGAUAAGAAAAAAUCUCAUAGUAAAACAUCAACAACCAAUACAACUACUCAUGAUUAUGAAGAAGCUUUGGGUAUAUCAACGCCAAGUAAGGAAAUUUUUUAAAAAUAAUUAUUUGUUUCUUUAAAAUUACUUUUUUCUUUUUUUGAUUUGUAUUAAAAAAUUUCCUUAAUGUUUUGUUUUGAAUAACUUAAAGGCAAUUCCUCUUUGAUUUGAGUUAAACGUAAUAAUUUGUUUGUUUAUGUUUUUCUAAGAAUUUUAAUUUUGUUAAAAAGAAAAACUUCUGUGUUAAAAGAGUUUUUGUAUAAAAAAAAUAUUAAAAAAACAAACAAAAUCUAUAAAUGGUACUGU